This is a messenger RNA of Didymella exigua CBS 183.55, 3550 nucleotides long. RefSeq lists its product as uncharacterized. Lineage: Eukaryota; Fungi; Ascomycota; Dothideomycetes; Pleosporales; Didymellaceae. The record is from RefSeq and is a predicted model, not a curated record. The coding region runs from base 373 to 3504 and encodes 1043 amino acids. The transcript has 4 exons.
AGGAAUCGAAUUGUGAAAGUGAUGGAAAGUAUGCGCUAAUCAGUCUAUUGCGACGACUAGCGCGUACAGAGUCCACAUUUUCGCGAUGGGAAUGAAGGUGGCUGAGGCGAUCGACGUCAGUCAGCCUUGACUUGCAGCACGGUCGCGCCUGGCUUCACAACAGCACCGCCUGAGACUUUCUCGUUCCCACUUCCCAACAUGUCCGAAAUAGCAACCUAGACCCUGAUCUCAUCGAGACAACACGAUGACCGAGUCUCUACAGACUCCGGCGGAGCGCCGCUACCUGCGGCCCAGCGUAAGCGCCGACAUGCUAGAACGAGCACCUCCUGGAGGCAAUGAGCUCACGACAGCCCGCAGCUACGGUCUGUGACGAUGAUACAACCGAAGACUGGCGAGCGCGUCAAACGAAACUUCACGCUUCGACGAUCGGUCCACCGCAACACCGAAUCCUCCGAAUUCCUGCUUGCGCCUGGCCAGUUUGAUCCCGCGCGACAUGAAGAGUUGGGACGAUUUGCACAGAUGUGGGAAGACUUCAAGUUCAGGCUGCGACAAGCCUACGCGUACGCGACAUCUCCGACCGGAAUCGGCAUAUUGAAAUGCUCGCUGGCAUACAUCUUGGGUUCUUUGGCGACUUUUGUACCUCAAAUCGCUGCAAUACUUGGCAAGAACGACGGAAAGCACAUGGUCGCUACGAUCACGGUGUACUUUCACCCUGCGCGCUCAGCCGGUAGCAUGAUCGAAGCUGUCAUGUUGGCGUUCGCCGCUUUCAUGUAUGCUGCGUUUGUGUCCUUCUCGAGUAUGGCAGUCUCUGCCUGGUUUGGCCACCAGCAUCUUCUUGUGGUUGGCCAUGUCAUUGUGCUCAUUGUAUUCUGCGGAGGCGGCCUGGGCCUGGUGGGUUGGACAAAGCAUAAGCUUGGUAAUCCUCUCGUCAACGUGGCUUGCUCUUUGACAUCACUCGCGUUGAUUACAGUGUUGACUAAAGAGGGGGCUGUGCAGAAUGCGACGUUCUCAUACAACAAGAUCUGGCAAGUGUUGAAGAUGGUCAUCAUGGGGUGUACGGCAUCAGCGGCAGUGGCUCUCCUGGUACGACCAACGUCAGCGCGGACAGAAUACCGCGACACAUUUCUUCAAUCGACGGAUGCCAUGGCCGAAACUUUAAACGCCAUUGCUCGUAGCUUCCUCUCCGGCGCCGAGCAAGACCUCAGGAACGAACUGUUUUUGAAGGCUUCGAACAAAAGCCAGUCAACGUACAAGACACUCGUGAAGAACCUGGGAGAAGCCAAGUUCGAACACUAUGUACUCGGCACUGAAGAAGAAUACAAAAUCAGCGCGCGUCUCGUCAAGUGCUUGGAGAAGUUGAUCCAGAGUAUCGGUGGCUUGCGGAGUGCGGCAGAGACACAGUUCACAUUGCUCGCGCAAUCCAACACGAUGGCUGACACGCCGUAUGACAAUAUGCCCGCGAACGGUACCGUUAGCUCAUCGGUAUUCUCUGAACACACUCUCUCGCAAAGCCCACCUCAACUACUGUCCCCAACCCUCAGUCACACCGAGAGACGCACCAGCAUACUUGCUUCGAUCGACGAACUCCCUGAGCCCACCACUGGUGAACCAUCUGUGCAGGCUUCUGCUAGCGUUUCAGAUGACGAGUCCAGCGGCCGUGACCUUCCUUCUAGAUUGCAAGACUUUGUCAAGUCCAACCUCACACCUGCGGACAUGUUCUCCGUCUUCAUCGCACAUCUAGGACCGCCCAUGAAAUCGUUGACAUACACGCUGCGCGAAGUGCUAUCAGAACUUCCAUUCGGACCUGGCCCAGAAUACAACAUGACCAUCAACGAGCACUUCCGUCAUAGCCUUGUGGACGCCAAAGCGCUGUUCUCGAACGCCAAGCGCGAAGCUCUCGGUGUCGUAUAUAAGACCAAGAUACCGUCCAAGACUGGAUCAGCAGCGGUUGCUGCUGACUUUGAAGAAGUGGCAGCGAGCUGUGGCUAUUUCAGUUCUUCACUAGAGGACUUUGCUGAAGACAUGGUGAUCUUCUUAGAUGUACUUGAAGAGCUGAAGGCAAACGUCUACCGUUACCCUCGACGUAGGAGCUGGAAAUGGCUCAAGCUCUGGCAUUUAGGGCGCAAGAACAAACGAGCGGAUUGCGAUGAUUCAGAGAGCUCGAGCUUGAUCGACGAAGGCGCCAACCAGACUCCAGGUGGUUCGCACGAGAUUCACAACCCCAUCUACCGCAGAUCCACACGUGGUGAUCCGUAUAAGUCAGAGAAAGAGCAACCGCUCUCAUAUCGUACCUGGGUUGCUCUCGCCGUCUUUAGAAGGGACGACCUGAAGUAUGCUGUCAAGGUUGGCCUUGGUGCUAUACUCUACGCUAUGUGGGCCUUCAUUGAGCCCACGCGAGCUUUGUAUGGUCAUUGGCGCGGUGAGUGGGGUCUCUUGUCCUACAUGUUGGUGUGCUCCAUGACCAUUGGUGCGUCGAACACGACCGGACUCCAGCGAUUCUUUGGUACCUGUCUGGGAGCCGUCUAUGCUAUCAUCGCGUGGAUCGCAGCGGACGAGAGCCCAUUCUUACUCGGCUUCUUUGGCUGGCUGGUUUCUCUGAUAUGCUUCUAUAUCAUUGUUGGCAAAGGCAAAGGCCCCAUGGGUCGUUUUAUCCUUCUCACGUACAACUUGUCAGCCCUGUACGCCUAUUCACUGUCAGUCAAAGACGAAGACGAGGAUGACAGUGACGAGGGUGGCAUCUCCCCUGAGAUCUGGGAGAUCGUGUUGCACCGUGUCGUGGCUGUCAUGGCUGGAUGCAUCUGGGGUAUUGUGGUGACUAGACUCAUUUGGCCAAUCUCUGCUCGACGCAAGCUGAAGAAGGGUACCUCCUUGCUUUGGCUCAAGAUGGGCUUGAUCUGGAAGCGCAGCCCACUGAAGACGCUGCUCGAAGCCAACCUCGGCGACACCCACAGACCGUACUCAUACAUGAGUGAGCACGAAGAGUUAGAGCUACGGCAUUUCCUGAGCCACCUCGAAUCAUUGUGCACCGCAGCUACCUUCGAGUUCGAGCUGAGAGGCCCGUUUCCUGCCAAGAGCUUUAAGGUGAUUAUGGGUGCCACGAGCCGCAUGCUGGACAGCAUGCACGCCAUGAACGUCAUCAUACUAAAGGAUCUCAAGGCGACUGAGGGAGAGAAGGAGGUUCUAAAGUACACAAGGAAGGAGUGGACCGAACUCAGUUGGCGAAUCAGUCACUUGUUCUCCGUCAUGGCAUCCUCGAUGAAGCUCGCAUACCCCUUAAACGAUGUCCUGCCGAACAUUGAACACACUAGAGAUCGACUACUCGCGAAGGUGUUUGAGUUCAGGCAGACCGGCCUCGGCAAGGUCAUAGUCAAGGACGAGGACUACGAGCUGUUGUAUGCUUAUGCUUUAGUGACUGCACAGCUGGCGCAUGAUCUUGGAAUCAUUGGGCAGGAGAUUGAGAAGCUGUAUGGCGUUCUCAGCGAGGAAGACCUCAAGUUGCAGUAGACAGAAGCUCAUGAUAAUGAACAACAACGAUGAUAUAUUCCCCGCC